This is a messenger RNA of Drosophila virilis, 3797 nucleotides long. It is a transcript of the gene mys, whose product is annotated as position-specific antigen beta subunit myospheroid. Gene Ontology annotation, molecular function: integrin binding. The record is from RefSeq and is a predicted model, not a curated record. Gene Ontology annotation, biological process: cell migration; integrin-mediated signaling pathway; cell adhesion mediated by integrin. Lineage: Eukaryota; Metazoa; Arthropoda; Insecta; Diptera; Drosophilidae. Gene Ontology annotation, cellular component: integrin complex; focal adhesion; cell surface.
AAUGUUAUUUAAGUGUGGUCACACGGCUUCAGUUGUUUGAUAAUCGAGUGACAGUGCGGAGUCGUCGCCAAAACAGCUGCACCUGAAACUUUCGCACCUCCAACAACAAUUAGAGCGACAGAGCCACAGCAGAGCACGGCACCAACGCAGCUAGAAAGAGAGCAAGACAGUGGGACACGCCGAGCGAGAGAGAGAGAGAGAGAGAGAGAGAGACGAUGAGAAGAGAGACAACAGCAUUGAUAAAAACACCCGCCGCAUUCGCACCUGCAGCCGCACCUGCACACCGCAAGAUUCGCAGAGCAAUGUUGCAGCCGCAGCUGUUGCAGAUGUUGCAGGUGGCACUGCUGUGCAUCCUGGCCAGCACAGCGACGCAUUGGCCAGCGACGGUGGCCCAACAACAGUCGACGCUCGCCAGCCAAGGAUCCCAACAGUCGCCGGCCAAAUUGGAGCAGAAUCCGUGCGUGAAUAAGGUGACCUGCCAUGAGUGUAUACAGACACAGAAUUGCGGCUGGUGCAUGAAGCCCGAUUAUGGUGAUCGGCCGCGUUGUUUUCUGCACACGCCCAAGGCGGAAGUGUGUCCGGAGCAGUUCAUUUGGAAUCCGGAUACAUCGGAGCGUAUAUUGAUUAACAAGGAUCUGACAUUGGCCAGCGGAGGUGCCGCUUGGGCGGGCGGACAAUAUGUCUCGGGUGGUUCCUACCAGAGCAGCAGUGCACAUGGACAAAGCUCCUCGUCUGGCUCUUACGGUGCAUCCGGUUCCAGUUCCAGCUAUGGCGCCAGCUCCAGUUCCGGUUCCAGCUCUGGUUUCAGUUCGAGUUCCGGUGCCGCCGGCUCAGCAGCAGUUGGCGGCGCAGCUGCCGCUGGUGAAAUUGUCCAGAUAAAGCCGCAACGUGUCAGCCUCAAGCUGCGCAUCAAUGAGGUGCACAAUCUAGAUGUGAGCUACUCACAGGCCGAGGACUAUCCCGUUGAUCUCUACUAUUUGAUGGAUCUGUCCAAGUCUAUGGAGGACGACAAAGAGAAGCUAUCCGCACUGGGUGACAAACUCUCCGAGACAAUGAAGCGCAUCACAUCCAAUUUCCGCUUGGGCUUUGGCUCGUUCGUGGACAAGGUUCUAAUGCCCUACGUAUCCACGAUACCCAAAAACCUGGAGGAGCCAUGCCCCAAAUGCGAUGCUCCCUAUGGCUAUCGUAACAUCAUGGGCUUGAGCAUGGACACAUAUAGAUUCUCUAACGAGGUGAAACAGGCUGCUGUCUCGGGCAAUUUGGAUGCACCCGAAGGCGGCUUCGAUGCCAUCAUGCAGGCGAUUGCCUGUCGCCAACAGGUUGGCUGGCGGGAGCAGGCUCGACGCUUGCUUGUCUUCUCAACGGAUGCGGGCUUCCAUUAUGCCGGCGAUGGUAAAUUGGGUGGCGUUAUAACGCCCAACGAUGGCGAAUGCCAUUUGAAUGGCCAGGGCAUGUACACGCAUUCGAUCAUACAGGAUUAUCCGAGCAUAUCGCAAAUAAAUCAAAAGGUCAAACAGAAUGCGAUCAACAUUAUCUUUGCUGUCACACAGAAUCAGUAUUCCGUCUAUCAGAAGCUCUCCGGACAUAUUGAGGGCUCAUCCAGCGCCAUUUUGUCCAACGAUUCGUCCAAUGUGGUCGAUCUGGUGCGCGAGGAAUAUAGUAAAAUCUCUUCGUCGGUGGAGAUGAAGGACAAUGCCAUGGGUGAUGUUAAGAUCACGUAUUUGUCCAGCUGCCUGACCAAUGGACCACAGAUUAAAACGAACAAGUGCAGCGGUCUCAAGGUCGGCGACAAGGUCACAUUCACCGCCCAAAUAACGGUCACCAAAUGCCCAGCCAAUCCACGUGACUGGAAUCAGGUGAUUCAAAUCUAUCCGGUGGGCAUCAAUGAAAGCAUGAUCAUUGACCUGGAGAUGCUGUGCUCGUGCCCCUGCGAGCAUGCCGGCUCCACUGGCUACGAGAUCCACUCGCAGAAAUGCCACAAUCAUGGCACGUACAUGUGCGGCAUCUGUGAAUGCGAUGAGCAGCAUUUCGGCAACACGUGCGAGUGCUCAUUGCUGGAUGUGCACUUGAAUAAUGCCAACGUAAAUAUGUGCCGUCCCGGCAAUGAUACGAGUGUCGCCGAAUGCAAUGGACGCGGUAGUUGUGUGUGCGGCGAAUGCGAGUGCCAUAAGCGUGCCAAUCCCGAGGAGAUCAUUACGGGCAAAUAUUGUGAGUGCGAGAACUUUAGCUGUGAGCGUAGAAAGAAUUUGCUAUGCUCUGGGCCCGAUCACGGCAUCUGUGAGUGCAAUCGCUGUGUAUGCAAGCCCGGCUGGACGGGCAACAGCUGUGACUGCCAGACGUCGACGGACACAUGCAUGCCACCGAAUGGCGGUGAGAUCUGUUCGGGUCAUGGCACCUGCGAGUGCGGCGUCUGCAAAUGCAAAUCGACCGACGAUGGCCGCUAUUCGGGCAAAUAUUGUGACAAAUGUCCCACAUGCUCGGGCCGUUGUCACGAGCUCAAGGACUGCGUCCAGUGUCAAAUGUAUCACACGGGCGAGCUAAAGAAUGGCGAUGAUUGUGCCAAAAAUUGUACAACAUUCACGCCCGUUGGCGUUGAGAAGGUCAAGAUCGAUGAGCACAAGGAUGAGCAGCUGUGCGUCUUCUUCGAUGAGGACGAUUGCAAAUUUACGUUCAAAUAUAGCGAAGUGGGUGAACUGGUUGUGCAUGCCCAGGAGGAGAAGGAAUGCCCGCCCAAGGUCUUUAUGCUGGGCAUUGUGCUGGGCGUCAUUGCGGCCAUUGUCCUAAUUGGCCUGGCCAUAUUGCUGCUUUGGAAGCUCCUGACCACCAUACACGAUCGUCGCGAAUUCGCGCGCUUCGAGAAGGAGCGCAUGAACGCCAAGUGGGACACGGGCGAGAAUCCUAUAUACAAACAGGCCACAUCCACCUUCAAGAAUCCCAUCUAUGCGGGCAAAUAAUUCGCAACGUCUGCACCCAGCAACAGUUGCCCAUUGUGUUUUCUUUAGUGAAAUUUGCCAUUUAACAACCGACUGCCCCUGCUAUCAACACGCCCCCAAACACACACACACACACACACCCCUACCCGCCUCACCCCUUCCGAGCCACACAAAUGAAGCAGCUUCAAAUAAGAAAAAAAAAAAAAACGGUGCGCGUGCCACAUUUAACAAGAAACAAACAACAAAAACAAAAUGCUUGGAACUAAAGUCAAACUGCCAUUGAAACGCGUUCGUAACUAAGUCAAAGUUUUAUAAAAAAAAAAAACUCUAUAUACACAUAGCAAACGAAUUGUGCCUUGCAAUACAUAUAUAUAUUUAUAUAUAUAUAUACCAUAAAUUUUAGAUUUUAUAUAUGUACUUGUGUGAACGUGGAAAAGCUUCCAUUGCUGAACAGCCAAAACAAGCAACAAAAUUUGGAACGCACAAACAACAAUUGAUCCAUACGCAUCAACUAAUCAAACGAUCUACAAACAAAUCUUAACAACUAUUUACUUAUAUGAAAUCAACUGAAAUCAACGAACGAUCCGCUUUUAAAAUAUAUGUAAAAUGUAUUUCAUCUGUGCAGAGUUUCCAAAAUCGCAAAUAUUCAAAAGCGAAACAAUAACAAUUGUUAAGAAAGUCACAUGAAAUGCUUUUGGAAUGCAAGACUUGCGUGUGCAGCACAUUAUACAAAUUGUAAUACUUAAUAUUAUUAUUUCAUUUAAAAUUUGUAACUUAAGUAUUUGGCAAAGCCUUUUCGGAUCGCCUAAUUUAUUAAUGUCCAUGCAAGCUAGCAAUGUAUUUAUUAGCUAAACGAUCCAAAAA